GCGAUAAAGAUCCAGAUGAACAACUCUGCAAUUUUUCCCCCUCAUUUCGUAACGGUUAAAAUAAAUUCAAAUUUCGUACAAUAAUUUUUUCAUAGUUUCACAUCCCGUUUGUUGACAUUUCAAUUCGAUCCACAAUAUUUAUCAAUUUUAAUGACUUAAUAAGGACUUUUAAGGCACCAAAUCUAUUUAUUCAUCAUAAGUAUAACUUAGUUCAUCAGGAGACAUUAAAGUAUCUAUUAUUAUAUCAGUAAAACACUAGGAAAAUGGAAAAUUCCGAUAUUCGAGUAGCACAACAAUUGUCAAAUGAAGUCCAAAAAGCGAUUGAACAAGUUUGUGAGAGUGAUGAUCCACUAAUUAAGCCUGAUUUCAAUCCAGCUGACUACAUUAAUAGUCUGUUUCCAACAGAACAGUCACUAAAUUCAAAUUCUUCAAUUGAUGACGUGAUUUUAAAGAUGGAAGUAGAAAUUCAAGUUAUAGAUGAUAAUAUUAGGGAUGUAGUAAGAGGUGUAUCGACAUCCAGUAAUGAUGGCAAGCAGGCACUGGAUGAAGCUAAAAAGACUAUUCAACAGCUGUUUUCACAAAUUGGAGACAUAAAGAAUAGAGCUGAAAUAACUGAAGACGUCGUCCAGUCAAUAACAAGCAACAUUAAACAGCUGGAUUGUGCAAAAAAGAAUCUUACAUCGGCGAUAACUACUUUGAAUCAUCUCCACAUGCUUGUUGGUGGAGUUGAACAGUUAAAAGUGCUGACGGAAAAAAGAUUAUACGGUGAAAUUAGUAAUCCAUUGCAGGCAAUAACAGAAGUGAACCAGCACUUUACUCAAUACAAUGAAAUUCCACAAAUUAAGGAACUGUCAAAUAAUGUAGCAGAAAUCCAUAAAAUCCUAGCUACUCAAAUCACUGAGGAAUUUAAAAAUACAUUCAGUAUAACGCCAAAUAAUAGCAACAAAAUGUCACUUUCCAAGUUAAAAGAUGCAUGCCUAGUCAUAUCAGUUCUUGACAGUAAAGUUAGGAAGGAAUUGAUCAAGUUUUUCAUAAACUACCAGCUAGAAGAAUACAUCCAACUAUUCAGUGAAGAUCAGGACAUUUCAUGGCUAGACAAAAUUGACAAAAGAUAUGCAUGGAUUAAGCGUCGACUGCUUGAUUUUGAGAAUCAAUAUGGAACCGCUUUUCCUGAAAAUUGGGAAGUUUCCGAGAGAAUUGCUGUCGAAUUUUGCAGCAUCUCUAAAACUGAAUUAAGUAAAAUAAUGUCACGCAGACGAACUGAAAUUGAUGUUAAGCUGUUGCUGUUUUCAAUAAAUAAGACAUCGCAAUUUGAGGAUUUACUUGGAAAAAGAUUUACUGGAUGUACGCUAGGUGAAAAUGUUAAGCAAGCUAUUCAAGUUGAUAAAAGAGUAUUUUUGGAAUCAUCUGACAAGGAACAGUCAUCAGAUGAAAGGUCACAGGCUGGUGAGGAAUAUAGCUCAACAUCACCAUUCAGAAAUCUGAUUAGUGACUGCUUUAAGCCUUAUUUGGACAUUUAUACUGAAAGUAUUGAUAGAAAUUUGAGCGAAUUAAUCGAUAAAUUCCUUCAAGUCGCUAAACAGCAGUCAGUUCAUGCUUCACUCGAGAGCUGUGCUGAACUUUUUAUUUUCUACAAGAAAAGUUUAGUCCAAUGUACGCAAUUAAGCAACGGAAAGACACUUUUUGACCUCGUUCAGGUCUUUAAGAAACAUUUACGAGAAUAUGCAAUAAAAGUGCUCGAAAGUCAAAUACCAAAAGUGGCAGUUCCAUCAAGCACAUCAUCUAUAACAUCCAGUAUGUCACUUUUGAAGCAAAAAGAUUUUCAAAAUCUUCAAAGUGCUGCAAAUCAAGUCAUUCACAGUUUCUUAAAAGAAGGCGAAAUUCCAAGAUACACAAAAGAGGAACGAAUUUUGGUCUGUAAAAUAUUAACAACAGCUGAAUAUUGUCUAGAAACUGUGCAGCAACUCGAGGAGAAAUUGAAGGAAAAGAUCGAAGCUACAUAUACUGAAAAUGUAGACCUUUCAGAAGAGAAGGAUGUCUUUCAUCGAGUUAUAUCUCAUUGUAUUCAGCUUCUUGUCCAAGACAUUGAGAAUCUUUGUGAAUCGUCACUAACUGUCAUGACUAAAAUGCAAUGGCAAAGCAUUAGUAAUGUUGGAGACCAAAGUCCAUACGUUAAUUCCAUUAUUUCACAUUUUAAACAGACCAUUCCAGUCAUACGUGAUAAUUUGGCUACAUCCAGGAAGUACUAUACACAAUUUUGUCAUAAAUUCAUAAGUUCCUUUAUCCCUAAAUUUAUUAAUAAUUUAUACAAGUGUCGACCAACGAAUAGUGAAGGUAUUGGGAAUAUUAUGGGAUGUGAGCAGUUAUUACUCGACACACACAGUCUUAAGACAGUUUUAUUAGAACUUCCAACUAUUGAAUCUCAAGUUAAUCGAAAGGCACCGGCAAGUUACUCAAAGACAGUCAUUAAAGGCAUGACAAAGGCUGAGAUGAUAAUUAAGAUUGUUAUGGCUAAUAUUAAUCCACACGCACUGUUUAUAGAACAAUAUUUAAAGCUUCUGCCUGAAAAUACACUUGCCGAGUUCCAUAAAAUUUGUGAAAUGAAAGGAAUUAAGCGAGCUGAUCAGGCACUACUCAUUGAUGUCUAUAAAAGAAUGAUCCCUGAAAAUUCCAAUGGAAGUGCUGAUGUUUACUUAAAUGAACCUGACGACAAGGGAAGGAUUAAGAAAUUAGAGAAUAUGAUUAAGAAACGUUUGCCUAACUAGAUUUGAUGUUUGUAGGACGGAAGUAUGAUUUUAAUAAAAAUUUAAAUUGACUAUCUUAUCAACUAGAGUUUGUUCUUUUUAAUGACGAGUUAUGAACU
Messenger RNA from Chironomus riparius, 2863 nucleotides. NCBI's taxonomy places the organism in Eukaryota, Metazoa, Arthropoda, Insecta, Diptera, Chironomidae. The record is from the annotation of a GenBank genome assembly.